AUGUCUCAAAUUUACGAGUAUGAGCACGAAGCAGCAGCGAUUGAUGACAAACAGAGCAAAAAAGGAGGGUAUGUGACCAACAGAAGCCAAAACUCUAUUUCUCCGUGCUGUCGUAAGCAGGUCCCCUGGGCAAACAAAGAAAAUGGAUUAGAAAAAACAAACACUGGCGUUUUAGAUAGACGUUGCGUAUGUUUUAUGGAAACGAAAGGUUUGAAUAAGAACGACACUACUCCCAGAUGA
Messenger RNA from Trypanosoma brucei brucei TREU927, 240 nucleotides. RefSeq lists its product as hypothetical. The coding region runs from base 1 to 240 and encodes 79 amino acids. NCBI's taxonomy places the organism in Eukaryota, Euglenozoa, Kinetoplastea, Trypanosomatida, Trypanosomatidae. The transcript has a single exon. The record is from RefSeq and is a predicted model, not a curated record.